AUGGCGAGCGCCUGUACGGCAGGUGUAAAAAACCUGGCAGGUAUCCUACUAUACUGGCUCCGGCUUCUCCAUCUUUCUCCCUCCUGCUCUUCAGACCUUACCCACCGCACCUCAUCCCAUCGCCACUCAUCAAAGAAGCCCCAACGCAGGCCGUGGCCUGCCUGGGAAAACGACAUCCAUGCCAACAGAUACCACAUGUUCUACAACAACGCUCGCGAAGGAAGCUACAAUGGCUGA
This is a messenger RNA of Microbotryum saponariae, 237 nucleotides long. NCBI's taxonomy places the organism in Eukaryota, Fungi, Basidiomycota, Microbotryomycetes, Microbotryales, Microbotryaceae. The record is from the annotation of a GenBank genome assembly.